AUGGAUGGAACAUUACGGAAUCAAUCUUCUAUUGCUAAUGAAAUUAUUUCCUUCGGUUUCAAUAUUUUUCCACCGGAAGAAAUAGAAGAUAUACAAAAAGCGGGCAUUGAAGAUCUUCGUUUUUGCAAGUUAAUCGAAUGGAUGUGCAAUGAGAUAUCGGCACUGUAUGGUUUGAAUGAAACAGUGCAUGCACUUACUGGACCCGAUAAUAUGGAAUUUUUUUUCCUGGAACUUAGUUCAAUGUUAUCUGAAUUAGAAUGUCCAAUAGAAGCACUAACACAUGGACCAAUUGUAGAGCGAUUUCGAUCGAUCGAAAAUCAAACUAAAUUGCUUAAUUUCCUUAUUAGUCACAUGAAAUGCGCUCGGCUGACUGCACUGAAUGAGCUGCAUGAAAAAACACCGGAGUACAAGAGUGAUGAAGCGCUUCACUUGGAAAGUGCAUUCAUGGCAGUCGGUGUGGAUCAAUUACCUGCUGGUACUGCUGAGAAAGUUCUUUUAACAUUAAAGGAUUUGGUUGAGAAAAAGAUGGAUAAAUGCAAAGAAAAACCACGUCCAUUGUUGACCGCAUCGUUAAGUGAUACGCAAUGGGAGAAAAUUGAAGCUCUAAAUGAAAAAUUGGUGCAGGAAUAUCGAACUCGGAUUAUGUUAUUGAUUAAACGUCUUGAUGUUACAAUUCAAUCGUUCGCUUGGUCUGAUCGUAUAAAGAAAAUGCAGGAUAAAUUGCACGAAAUUUAUCGUCCUCGACGAGAACAAAUUGCGGUAACAUCAAAUGUUGGCAUGGAUGAUUUGCUUGCAGCGACUAGCUCCCUUUUAACAGUUGAUAGAAUAAAUAGUGAAAAAGAAAGAAGACGUACCGCAUCACGUUUAAAUAAGGUACUGAUGACUGAUCGUCCGGGCGAUCGUGGUGGUAGGCCUUCUGAACUGCGAGCUCCUCCACCAGAAAUGCCUCCCUGGAUAAAGGAUCGCGUUUCGGAUCGAGGUGGUAGGCAGCUAGGUGAUCAUAAAAGAGGCAGAGGGCGCGGUUAUCAGGGGAGUAGCGAUGGAUAUCAAGGGGGCGGAAGUUUUCAGGACGUUUAUAGUGGCGGGAGUUAUCAAAGUGGUGGCGGAUAUGGAGGUUAUGAAAGGGGAGGAUUCAAAAGUGGUAAUCGUGGUGCAGGUUUCGAAAGUCAGGUAAUGAGAGAAUACGAAGGAUAUCAUAACCAAAGCCAUGGUGGUGGGCGACGUGGUAGUGGUAGAAGAGGACGUGACAGAUAUGGUGGACAAGGUGGUUAUAGAUGA
Molecule: messenger RNA, 1278 nt
Organism: Cercopithifilaria johnstoni
Lineage: Eukaryota; Metazoa; Nematoda; Chromadorea; Rhabditida; Onchocercidae
Source: the annotation of a GenBank genome assembly